AUGUAAAAUGUUAAAUUUUAUUGUAGUUAAGCUAAAAAAAAAUUUAUGUUGUUUGCUUAAUCAAAAAUCACCCAAAAAUAGGGAAAAUUUGUGCGAAUAGACAAGAUUGGGGUAAUGGGUAUGGGCUUGAGCCCAGUGUAAGAUUCUACUAUCCGAGAAAAACAAGUGGUGGGAAUUGAGAGGACGGCGACGUUUCUAUCGCCACCCUUUAAUCCAAUAAUAAUAUUUCAAAUUACUCUUAUUUUCAGUAGUUCGGAGAUAGGCUAAGAUGAUUUAUCAGGUAGAUAAUCUGCUGUUGUUGAGUCCACGAUAACUGUUAAAGCUCCGGCGGCAUGUGUACGGGCUCCGACUCGGCUUCGGAUUCUAAGUCGGAUCCCAACUCAAACGGGUGGACCCGAGCUCGUGGAGCGGUACUCAAGUCGUUAGUACUCAUCGGCGGUGCCUUAUUGCUCCGGCGGUUAACUAAGUCGACUACACGUUGGGACCAUGCUCGAAUUGUUGCUGAAUCACUUAACGGCGAAAAGUUUUCAAAGGAGCAAGCUGUUAGGGAUCCUGAUAGUUAUUUUAAUUUCAGAUGGCUUUCUUGUCCUGCUGCAGACAUGGUAGAUGGCUCUAAGGUUUUAUAUUUUGAGCAGGCAUUUUGGCGGACACCGCAUAAACCCUUUAGACAGAGAUUUUUCAUGGUCAAGCCUUGUGCAAAGGAGUUGAAAUGUGAUGUUGAGGUAGGUACAUACGCUAUCAGAGAUGCAGAGGAGUACAAGAACUUCUGUGAUCGCCCUAGGGACCAACGUCCACAACCCGAAGAAGUUAUUGGGGACAUUGCCGAACAUUUGACUACCAUCCAUCUAAAGCGCUGUGAACGUGGGAAACGAUGCUUAUAUGAAGGUUCAACGCCUGCCGAUGGAUUUCCUAAUUCAUGGCAGAAUGGUGCGACCUAUUGUACCUCGGAACUUGCUGUGUUAAAGAAUAAUGAGAUACAUGCCUGGGAUAGAGGCUAUGAUGACGAUGGCAAUCAAGUUUGGGGUGUUAAAGGAGGUCCAUAUGAAUUCAAGCCUGCUCCUGCUUCAAGCUUUGACGAUGUACUGAAUCCUUUGAGUUUUGCUUCACAACCCGUGGGGAAAAGAAUAGAGGGUUCAUUUGUCCUCCAGGAAUGAUUUCUUGUUAUAUAAUCUCCUCCCUGCCCUCAUCAUGUAAAUCAUAACCCAAUUAGUAUUAUGUUUAAAUCAUAGUAAAUCAUAAGUUAUUUUAUAUUUCAAA
Messenger RNA from Capsicum annuum, 1257 nucleotides. Its product is annotated as chromophore lyase CRL, chloroplastic. Gene Ontology annotation, biological process: protein-phycocyanobilin linkage. Bases 333 to 1154 code for a protein of 273 amino acids. NCBI's taxonomy places the organism in Eukaryota, Viridiplantae, Streptophyta, Magnoliopsida, Solanales, Solanaceae. The transcript has 9 exons. Gene Ontology annotation, molecular function: lyase activity. The record is from RefSeq and is a predicted model, not a curated record.